Molecule: messenger RNA, 4509 nt
Organism: Pestalotiopsis fici W106-1
Lineage: Eukaryota; Fungi; Ascomycota; Sordariomycetes; Amphisphaeriales; Sporocadaceae
Exons: 4
Coding region: 1-4509 (1502 amino acids)
Cellular component (GO): endoplasmic reticulum
Molecular function (GO): UDP-glucose:glycoprotein glucosyltransferase activity
Source: RefSeq, a predicted model, not a curated record
AUGCUGCGGCUAUUCAAGCUGCCCGGCGGCCUGGCAGCUGCGUUGCUGGCAGCUAUCUGUUUGAACGCCGGCAACGCAUCUGCAGGUCCAUCGGUCAGCGUAGACAUGAAGGCGGCCUUCUCUGCGCCUCCAUAUUUGCUUGAACUCCUUGAAACUGCUGCUCAAGAGAAUGCAACAGCCUACUUUCCCCUACUCGACCGAAUCGCGGGCGGCCACUUUGCAGACGCCACAACAGACAAGCUUCUUUACGAGAAGUUUCUAGAGACUCUUCAGAAUGAUGGCCAUAUAUCUAGUGCUGAGGCACUGUCGACCUUCAAGCUGGCCCUGUCCAUGCGGUCGGCCGCACCAAGGAUAGAAGCCCAUUACCAAUAUUAUGACACGGGUGUUGCACCGACUCUGGAGGCUCUAGACUCCAACUGCAAAGACUGGGUUCUGAUGGAGGGCAAGCAAUAUUGCUCCGCCGACCUAUCUGAGGUGAAAUCAUCUGUAGAGAGCGGGUCUCAGGGCAGGAUUUUACCCUUCGAUCGCAAACUGGGCAGAGGGCCUGAGGCUGUUCUCUAUGCUGAUAUCACGAAACCUGAGUUUGGUGCAUUUCACACGGCCCUUUCCGAGAUGGCACGAAAGGGCAAGGUUUCAUAUCAACUAAGAUACCGCCCAGAGCGGAGGGAACUCUUGGAGAAACUUCCGGUCAGUGGAUAUGGAGUAGAACUUCAACUUAAGCGGACUGACUAUAUCGUCAUUGACGACCGAGAGGCUGAGGCAAAGGAAGAAUCAACCGAGACCGCCAAUCUGAAAGUCAACUUGGAUGCUGAGGAGGAGGUGACCGAUCUGAAGCCGCUCUCGAGCUCGGAAUUAUCUGCACUGGGCGUCAAGGCAGCAUCUUUCAUCAUGCAGAGUGAUGACCCUUUCAAUUCCCUCUUGAAGUUGACGCAGGACUUUCCAAAGUACUCCGCAUCUUUUGCAGCGCAUAAUGAAUCGGAAGAUUUCCUGCGAGAGCAUUAUUUCAACCGAGGCCAAAUGGUGCCGCAGGGCAUGAAUGUUUUGUGGAUGAACGGUGUCCAGCUAAUUGAAAGACAAAUUGACCCGUACACCCUGGUUGAUCUACUUCGCCGGGAACGCAAGCUUAUCAAGGGCGUCACAGAUCUUGGUUUAACCGGAAAGCAAGCGGUCUCUCUUUUGGGAAACAGAGAGGUAACUAUUGCAAAGUCCAACGACGAGGUUGGUCGCUUUGAUUGGAGAGACGAGAUCGAAAGUGGCCGCGUCAUUCUCUGGCUCAACAAUAUUGAGAAGGAUAAACGGUACGCCGAAUAUCCAACCAGUCUCAUGUCGCUUAUGCAAAGAACGUAUCCAGGUCAAAUCCCGCCCAUCAGAAAAGAUCUUUUCAACCUGAUCGUACCAGUUGACUUUACGGACCCUGAUGACCUCUCGUUGGUCGUCGAGCAGCUAAGGGCUUUCAUCACAAGGCUGUUGCCAAUUCGAUUCGGCCUAGUACCCUUGACAUCUAGUCCUGAAGCCGAACAGCAAGCCAAAGUGGUCUAUUAUCUGAUCGAAAACUAUGGCCUCGCUUCACUUAUGGUUUAUUUGGAAGCAUGCAACACUGGAAAGCAGGUGACCAAAGUGGAUCAAUCUAAGUUUGAAAAAGCUAUCAAGGAUCGGGCCCCCAGAGAGGAAGCUCAGCCUUUACCCUACGCAGAGAUUUUCGAUUCCGAAUACUAUGCUCAGCAGAUUGAGCAUGCCCAACAUUGGGUCUCUCGUCUGAAUGCCGGCACACCUGUUCCUCCCAUCUUUCUCAAUGGUCAAGCCAUCUCCAGAGAAAAGAACUGGCUUCAGGAGAUGAGCAUCAAGCUCGGCCAAGAUCUUCAGCUGAUUCAGCAAGGUAUCUACAUGGGCCAGAUUGAUGAGGACAUGUGGAUUCCAAACAUUUUCUUGGAAGGUGCACCUGCUCGUCGCAACGUAUACAUCUUUCCCAGCAAAGAGAAUCAGCUUACCGUCCUGGAUGUCAACAAGGUCUAUACUGAGCAUGAUGACUUGUUCAGUAUUGUGCCAGUCAUUGAGGCUAGCCCAGACUCAAGCAAGGAGACGUGGGCAGCGCUCUCGGUUAUUGCCGACUUGACCAGCGAGGCAGGAUUGAAACUCCUCCUUUCUGCUCUGGACUUUCGCCGCAACAACCCAGGCGUGCGUCUAGAUAUUGUCCACAACCCACUAAACUCAGAGGAUGGUGAUAGGGUCAAUACGGCCAUCAAGGAUAACAUCGAGCAGCUCUUGGGAGCAGAUACUUUGGAAACUCUUAGGUUGCUUGUGGCUCACGACGAAAGCAGGACCACGCUCGAGUCGUCCUUCGACAUAGCCCUGUCACAAUUCUUGGGUGCUGCAAACCUGCCACCUUCCACUCAGAUAUUGCUGCUCAACGGCCGAGUUAUUGGUCCCAUUGCUAAUGAUGUCGAAUGGACUGAGGAUGACUUCCAACAACUCAUGGACUUCGAGCAGACAAGUCGCAUUCUCCCUGUAUACCAAGCGAUUGAGGCUCUCAACCUGACAGAAAACGUCUCUGGGCCUCUUGCAGCAGCCAAAUUGACCUCCAUCACUGCUCUGUCCACUAUCUCGGAUCUCCCCGAGGGAAUAUUCGAAUCUGCCCCAACAUUAAGAACGACAAUCUUUGAUACUUGGGAGUCGGCCCAGACGAUGAUAUCCGUAGGCGAUGAGUCGACGGCCAGCAUUCAUUUUGUUGCGGUCCUGAAUCCAGCAAGCGAACAAGGUCAGAAAUGGGCUCCAAUUCUCAAGGUUCUCUCUGAGCUCGACGGCGUGUACCUGCGAAUUUUCCUCAACCCGAGAGAGAGAAUAGAUGAGCUCCCGGUAAAACGUUUCUACAGAUAUGUUCUUGGUUCGUCGCCCUCUUUCGAUGCAGCAGGCAAGGUUCAGUCUCUUGGUGCUAGCUUCAAGGGCAUUCCAUCCGAGGCACUCCUGAAUUUGGGCAUGGACGUACAACCGGCCUGGCUUGUUGCCGCUAAAGACUCUAUUCACGAUCUCGACAAUUUGAAGCUCGGCUCAAUCAAUACAGACGUCGAGGCCACCUAUGAACUCGAGAAUGUCUUGAUUGAAGGUCACUCCCGAGACUCUACGGGAAGCCCUCCUCGAGGUGUUCAGCUCCAGCUGGGGACCGAGUCUGACCCACACUUUGCAGACACCAUCAUUAUGGCCAACCUUGGAUACUUCCAGUUCAAGGCAAACCCGGGUUAUUAUAACAUUCAACUCAAGGAAGGACGCAGCUCAGACAUCUUUACUAUUAUCAGCGUUGGUGCUCACGGCUACAAUGCCGCCAGUGGUGACGAAGGUACCGAGGUUGUCCUUAUGGACUUUCAAGGAACAACUCUCUACCCCCGCCUUGCACGACAGCCCGGACAGGAGCUGGAGGAUGUUUUGGAGGAGAGUGGAUCCAGCGGCAGCGACCUACUCUCCCGAGGUCUCAAAUUUGCGGAGGGUAUCCUUGGGGGCUCCAAGAGCAAGAGCAAGUCUGUAUCCGAUACCGAGCAUGCCGAGAUCAACAUCUUCUCCGUCGCGAGUGGCCACCUCUAUGAGCGCAUGCUCAACAUCAUGAUGGUAUCCGUCAUGAAGAACACCAAACACACCGUCAAAUUUUGGUUUAUCGAGCAAUUUCUUUCGCCUUCGUUCAAGGAAUUCAUUCCACAUCUUGCGAAAGAAUACGGUUUCAAGUACGAGAUGGUAACCUACAAGUGGCCACACUGGCUUCGCCAGCAGAAGGAGAAACAGCGCGAAAUCUGGGGCUACAAGAUUCUGUUCCUGGAUGUUCUUUUCCCACUAUCACUUGACAAGGUCAUCUUUGUUGAUGCCGACCAAAUUGUACGCACCGAUAUGAUUGACCUGGUCAACCUUGACCUGGAGGGCGCUCCCUAUGGUUUCACUCCAAUGUGCGACUCUCGUACAGAGAUGGAAGGCUUCCGCUUCUGGAAGCAAGGAUAUUGGGCCAACUAUCUGCGUGGCCUCCCUUACCAUAUCUCGGCGCUUUACGUGGUGGACCUUCGCCGAUUCAGGGAGCUUGCUGCUGGUGACCGGCUGAGGCAGCAAUACCACACACUCUCGGCUGAUCCAGCCAGCUUGAGUAACUUGGACCAGGACCUGCCGAACCACAUGCAGUUCCAUAUUCCCAUUCACAGUCUGCCGCAAGAAUGGCUUUGGUGCGAAACAUGGUGCUCAGACGAGAGCCAAAAGGAGGCUCGUACAAUUGAUCUGUGCAACAACCCACAGACAAAGGAACCGAAGCUAGACAGAGCAAGAAGACAAGUACCUGAAUGGACUGUCUAUGAUGAUGAAAUUGCAGCAGUGGCAAAGAGGGUCAAGACUCAUGUUUUGACAGGAGACGAACAACAGAAGGUGCUUGGAGGCGACAAGGUAGAAGUUGAGAAGAACAUCAAGAGCCGUCGCUUUGAGGAAGAGCCCGAGGUCAAGACUCGAGUUCUGGAAGACGAUGGACAUGUCAAGGACGAAUUGUAG